UAUUGUCCUGCUGUUCCUCCGGAUGAUGUUUUGGAAGCACACUUUUAGGGAAACAGCUGCUCUUUGGUAACACAGAAAGAUAUUUAUAUCAUACGUUAAUAUUUAAUAAAAAUGGAGGAUCAAGAAAUGCAGUUGAAAGUAAAAAGAGUGACUGAUAAAUUCACAGAGAGUAUGUGUGUUUUGGCCAAUGAACCGUCGAUAGCGCUUUAUAGGUUACAGGAGCACGUCAGGAGAUCCCUACCAGAGCUCGUGCAACACAAGACGGACAUGCAGAGUUGGGAGGAACAAAGUCAAGGAGCAAUCUACUCCGUUGAAUAUGCAUGCAGUGCAGUUAAAAGCAUGACAAACAGUAGUCUCUAUUUCAAGAAUAUAGAUGGUCUGCUCCGGCAAGCCAUUUCACUGAAGGAACAGAUCAGCAGCUCACAGGGUCGAAGUGCUGUGAAACCUGCAAUUAAUCCAAAUGAUACACCCACACACACCUCAGUCACACCUCCUUGACUCAUGGAAGUCUUUCUCCAAGGAAGAGAGCUUUGGAUCAUGGCAUGCAUAAGGAUGGAGAAGAAAAGCACAACUCUGGGAUAUAAACUGAUGAAGAUCUGGAUGAAACAAUAUAGCAUAUUCGCUUGUGGCCACCAUUUCAUAUUAAUGAUUACUGCUACUCAAAAAUAUGGAAGCCCAUUGUCAAAUCACAAAAUUACAAAAUAAAAAAGGUAAUUCUGAGUUUAAAAUAAGAAAUAUAUACGUAUAGUCAGUACAUUAUGCAAUAUAGGUCCGGUUUCACAGACAGGGUUUAGGUUAACCAGGAUAAGGCCAUAGUUCAAUUAGGACAUUUAAGUAUUUUUUAGAAAUAUGUCUUGGAUAAAAACAUUGGUGGUGUGCAUCUUGAGACAAAACGAUGAAUCUGACCAAUUUUAAGAUCAGUCAGUGCAAGUCUCUUUCAGUUAAAACAGCCCAGAUGUGCAUUUUAGUCUGGGACUAGGCUUAAGCCGGAGGAUAAAGUCCCAGUUUGCACGGUUUAAAGUCAAAUUGUGAGAUGAAAGUCACAGUUGGAAAAAACUAAAGUUGCAACUGCAAAGAAAAAUAUUGCAUUUGCAAGAUUUAAUGUAACACUGAAGUAAAGUCAACAUUAUAAAAUUCUAAUACACAAUUAUGGAAUUUAAUAUCACAGUUAGAAAAAAAAAAAGUAUAGGGAAAUUUGCACACUGCAACAUUUAAAGUCAAAUUAUGAGAAAUAAAGUCACAGACAGUAGGAUAUAUAAAGUAGCAAGUAGCCAUUGCGAGAUCUAAUAUUGCAUUAAUAAAUAAAUUAACAUUGUGAGAGAUAAAUUAAACGUUACAAUUGCAAGAUAUAAAGUCAGUUUUUCUUUAUUCUGAGGCAGAAAUGGGCUUUCUUACUAAAAAUUAAGUAAAUCUUUCGGUAUUGACAUAUGAUAUUUGUAAGCUGCUUUUGGAGUUUUGGUUACAAUUUCUACACAUUUUGCACACUAAAUCUUCAUUUUUUGUAAUAAGGUCAAUGUAACUGUUCUGUAAAUGUGUAUAUACUGUUUUUAAUGAUUAAAGUUUUUAAGUAUAAUUCA
Molecule: messenger RNA, 1577 nt
Organism: Carassius auratus (goldfish)
Lineage: Eukaryota; Metazoa; Chordata; Actinopteri; Cypriniformes; Cyprinidae
Product: BLOC-1-related complex subunit 8
Exons: 6
Coding region: 112-498 (128 amino acids)
Cellular component (GO): BORC complex
Source: RefSeq, a predicted model, not a curated record